Messenger RNA from Macadamia integrifolia, 778 nucleotides. RefSeq lists its product as uncharacterized. Lineage: Eukaryota; Viridiplantae; Streptophyta; Magnoliopsida; Proteales; Proteaceae. Gene Ontology annotation, molecular function: structural constituent of ribosome. Gene Ontology annotation, cellular component: mitochondrion. The coding region runs from base 102 to 521 and encodes 139 amino acids. The record is from RefSeq and is a predicted model, not a curated record. The transcript is spliced from 4 exons.
ACCACAAGAGAGAGACUGACUUCAGGAGCAAAGGCUAAAAGUGGAGGGGAAGAAGACUUCAUGGUUCCUACUCUUUGCAUAUUACUGUGAGGAGAUCAGAGAUGGAGAAAGCGAUUGGUCUCCUCAGACGUUCAUUUGGUCUAAUCAGAAGCUUCAGCAGUUCUGCUCCUGCUUCAAAUGCGGCCACAGUAGUAGUAUCAAAGAAACCAAAGCGUAGGAAGAAGAAGAACUUCUUUGAAGUUGCUCAAUUUCUUCCCAAGUGGGGAGUUGGUUAUCAGAUGGCAAAUAGUCACUGGGUUGGAGUCUUAUACCAGAUCACGAAGAUGAACCUCUACAAGGAUGGACGACAUGGUAAGGCAUGGGGGAUUGUCUACAAAAAUGUGUGCCAGCUGCAGAUUCUCCCAAAAAAAUUAGUGGGGUUCAUAAGCGCUGUUGGAGGUGCAUUCCAGAUUCAAAGAAAGCAAUGGAGAACAUACUCAAACCGGAAGCUCAGACAGCUUGAUGUCUCAUUGAAUUUUUGAGGGAUGAUUUGGGCAUUCUUUAUACUCUUCUUGAUGGAGAGGGAAACCACAUCUUUCAUAUUAUUUUAGGCAGUUGUCCUAGUUUUCAUUCUCAUCAAUAUAUAUGUUUUUUUGGGAGAAGGUUCGGAAUGCCACUGGCUUUCUUGGAGUUAGCGACUCAACCAAUGAGAGAAUUGGGAUGAGAGGGGCAUAGGGGACAUUUCCAAGGGGAGGAAAGAGAAAGACACAGAUCUAGGUAUUCAAGCGGCAUACCCAGA